AUGACGCAAGCCAAGAAGAUUAAGUAUGACGUUAUCGCACUGACCGAGAGGAGGCGACGCCACUCUCUCAACACCAUGUAUGAAAUUGGAGAAGAACUGUUCUUAGGAACAUGCGACAGGAGAGGUGUUGGUGGUGGAGCUGGCGUCCUCGCCAACACGAGUAUGGCAAGGAACAUCGACUCUUUUGAACAAUUUACGACCCGAAUCGGACGUCUGCGGAUGGGAAGAUGUGGUCCAACACCAGCUUUGAUUAUCUUCGUCGCUUACGCUCCAACAUCAAGCUACAGAGAAAAGAAGAAGUUGAAGCUUUCUAUAUGGGGCUGGAGAAGUUCUACCGAGAAGAUCAUGCCUUCUACAAGGUCAUAA
Messenger RNA from Necator americanus (New World hookworm), 366 nucleotides. RefSeq lists its product as uncharacterized. NCBI's taxonomy places the organism in Eukaryota, Metazoa, Nematoda, Chromadorea, Rhabditida, Ancylostomatidae. The record is from RefSeq and is a predicted model, not a curated record. The transcript has a single exon. Bases 1 to 366 code for a protein of 121 amino acids.